Micropterus salmoides (largemouth bass) is the source of this 2828-nucleotide messenger RNA. It is a transcript of the gene tlr1, whose product is annotated as toll-like receptor 1. Gene Ontology annotation, biological process: toll-like receptor signaling pathway; inflammatory response; immune response. Gene Ontology annotation, cellular component: membrane. Gene Ontology annotation, molecular function: protein binding; transmembrane signaling receptor activity. The transcript has 2 exons. Lineage: Eukaryota; Metazoa; Chordata; Actinopteri; Centrarchiformes; Centrarchidae. Bases 346 to 2745 code for a protein of 799 amino acids. The record is from RefSeq and is a predicted model, not a curated record.
CACAGUCAUUUACCGUAACAUGAGCGGAGGUUGUAUCAGAAAGGCAAAUGAGGAGAACAGAAACAGACCCGCUGACUGUCCGCAGAGCUGACAAUCGUCUUUAGAUAACAACUGGUUUUGUUUGUUGGUGCACUUUUCUUGCACAUUUUUUCAUAAUUUAAGUAAUUUUGCACCUUUGCAACUUUUACAGACUUAAAGACUGAGCACAAAUACCUUCAACUACUUAUUUAGACUGUCCACUUGGUGGUAUUCAAAUUAUCCAAAUAUGAUGGACUGCAACAUAUAAACUAAUUAAAACCUCAACAUAUCAAGCUGCAGUGCUUCUGCCCUCAAUACAGGCAAACAAUGAGGCCUGUGACUGCUGCCCUCUGGGCGGCAGCCAUGUUGGUGGGAUUCCAGCUGAGUGCUUCAUUCCCUGAUAGCAUCGUGGACCGCUCAUCCCAAAACCUCUCCUUAGUCCCAAGAGACCUGCCUCAGACGGUUGAGUUUUUAGACAUUUCAUGCAACCACAUACAGCAACUUUACCAUGGAGACUUCAAGAACACCACUCUCCUGAGGUUCCUCAACAUUUCAUGGAAUAGUUUGGAGGAGAUUGACUCGGAGACGUUCCUCGACACACCCCUCCUGGAGGAUCUGGACCUGUCACACAACCGACUGAAGAACCUUUCCGGUCAGCGUUACCUGUUCCACACAGAGAACCUUUUGGCACUAAAUUUGAGCUGCAACAAGUUUCUCACAAUGACACUGGGGGGUGAGUUCAGCUCCCUGGUAAAACUAGAGAAAUUAGCACUUGGUGCAAAAAACAUCAGUACAGGUGAUUUCAAGAAUAUUGCUCAAGUGAAACUACGCACACUGACCCUUUCCAUGGAGGAUGAACUGGUUUACGAAGCAGGUAGCCUUAAGGAUGUUCAUGCUCAAAGGCUUCAGAUAGCCUUCACUAGAAAUCAAAUAAUAGACCAUGAUCUGUUUGCUGAUGCUCUGUCACUCUUUGUUGAAGUGGAGUUGAUGAAUUUGACUGGAGGCUACAAAGACCUAAGUGAGCAGUUGAGAGAGAGAGCCAAAAUCCACACAUCUCAUCUUGAUCUCAGCAACAUAACAAUCGACUGGCCAGAUUUAACUCACUUUGUAAACGUGGUUCUGUGUACAUCUCUUACCAGUCUGAGCGCCUCUGAUGUGGCCCUCAACAAGUUGCCUUAUAUAGACACUAAUGUGACCAAGACAUGUAAAAUGCAGUCCUUUUCAGCCAGAAGGGUAGUGGUGAAGACUUUCUUCUUUUCACAGGAGGCUGUAUACAACUUUUUUAUCAACCUGCCAGUGGAGAGUUUUGCAAUCUUCGAGACUCCAAUGAUACACAUGACAUGCCCAAGGUCGCAGAGUCCUAUCCUCCAGCUGGACUUCUCCUUUUGUGCUCUAUCUGACUCCAUAUUCUCCAGAGUGGAGGCUCAGAAGACUGUUGAAUGUGAGACUCUGGAUAACGUGAGGAAACUGAUUCUCGUAGGCAACAAUCUAAAGAGCCUUCAUAUGCUGAGUGAACGCGUGCAACACAUGAAGUCCCUGCAACAUCUGGACCUCAGCCUCAACUCCCUAGUUUAUGAUGGUCUGGAAGAAUGUGUCUGGCCACCAAACAUCACCAACAUGAUUCUGUCUUCUAAUGGUCUGACAGGCUCAGUUUUUAAAUGUCUACCAAUAGGAACAGAGACACUGGACCUCCAGAACAACCAGGUUUCUGUAGUGCCAUCAUCCAUCUUAAAACUGGAAAACCUUUCAUCACUGAAUCUAAAUGCUAACAGGCUGCGGGACCUGCCAGUAUGUAAUGGUUUCCCCGUACUGAUUGAGCUUCAGCUCAAGUCAAACUCCCUCCACGCCCCGUCAGUGAACAAGCUGGAAAGCUGCCCCAAUCUGAAAACUCUGGAUGUCAGUUACAACCCCUUCAUCUGCACCUGCGCUCUGAGGAGUUUCAUAAGUCUUGGCAUCAAGUCUGAAAAGAGCAAUGGAAUUGAAUUGCUGAACUGGCCAACGGACUAUUCCUGCUCAUACCCUGAGGCCGACAGAAACUCCACCUUGAAAAACAUCUGGAUCCUAGAGAUCACCUGUAACGCUGGCCUUCUAGCUGCCAUCAUCUUGUGCCCAACAGUGAUAGUGAUCACCGCAGUUGUGACGCUGUGCCAUCAAUUGGAUGUUCUCUGGUAUAUCAGCAUGAUCUUGCAGUGGACCAGAGCCAAACGCCGUGCCAGAAUGCGACAAGUUCGACCCGAAGAUCUGGUCGGUAUCGAGUUUCACGCUUUUGUUUCUUACAGCCAGCAUGACGCAGACUGGGUGCACAAUUCCCUCCUCUCCAACCUUGAAGGCCCUACAGGAGGGCUCCGAAUCUGCCAUCAUGAGAAAAACUUUGUGCCGGGAAAGACAAUUAUUGAGAACAUCAUCACAUGUGUUGAGAAAAGCCGACGCUCCAUGUUUGUGCUCUCUGCUCACUUUGUCAAGAGCGAGUGGUGCCAUUACGAGCUGUACUUUGCCAGCCACCAACACCUUUCUCGGGACUCGGACAGCAUUGUGCUGGUGCUGCUCGAGCCUCUGCCUCUAUACCUGAUCCCAUCCAAGUACUACCAGCUGAAGUCCAUAAUGGGUCGGCACACAUAUUUGGAGUAUCCUCAGGACAGGGCCAAGCACAGGUUUUUCUGGGCCAACCUCAGGGCUGCCCUACAGGCAGACCUGCCAAAUGCACCAGCCGCAGAACUAGAGGAGUGACUGUGGUAGGCAGACUGAAAGAGGAAGAGGAAGUGUGAAUGGGACUGAUGGGAAAGUUUGCAUGAGGGAAUGCAGCAGAAAUA